GCUUUGCUCAGGCAUGAUGCUCCUAUCGACAGCUCCCAUUAUCAGACUAAAACAUUGGGGGGUCUUCACCCAUCAUACAUCAGCUUCCAUCUGUUAAGCAAUGUGAAUGAGGCAGAAGAGCAGUCCCUUACUCACAGCGAGCUGCUUGAGGCAGCCACCCAGGAUGUCUUUGACGCACUCACCAUGCCAGACUGUCUUGAUGGCGGGAUAUCCCUUCUUAUUCGAUGCGCUGGCAGUGAAACUCCACCAAAUCUUUCCCCUGAACAAGUUCUUAUUGAUGUCUAUAUCAUGCCACACAAGUUGCAGGAAAUAUAG
This is a messenger RNA of Suillus fuscotomentosus, 315 nucleotides long. RefSeq lists its product as uncharacterized. NCBI's taxonomy places the organism in Eukaryota, Fungi, Basidiomycota, Agaricomycetes, Boletales, Suillaceae. The transcript is spliced from 2 exons. The annotation marks the transcript as partial. The record is from RefSeq and is a predicted model, not a curated record.